This is a messenger RNA of Lepus europaeus (European hare), 751 nucleotides long. RefSeq names its product SPT4 homolog, DSIF elongation factor subunit (gene SUPT4H1). The transcript has 5 exons. Gene Ontology annotation, cellular component: DSIF complex; nucleus. The record is from RefSeq and is a predicted model, not a curated record. Lineage: Eukaryota; Metazoa; Chordata; Mammalia; Lagomorpha; Leporidae. Gene Ontology annotation, biological process: regulation of transcription elongation by RNA polymerase II; chromatin organization; mRNA processing. Bases 78 to 431 code for a protein of 117 amino acids. Gene Ontology annotation, molecular function: RNA polymerase II complex binding; zinc ion binding.
GGUAGUCAACUGUUUACUUCCGGCGGCCGCGGCGGCUGUGGCUGCAUCCCCGGCUGUUGUUCUCCCCAUCGGAGAGGAUGGCUCUGGAGACCGUACCGAAGGACCUGCGGCAUCUGCGGGCUUGUUUGCUGUGUUCGCUGGUCAAGACCAUAGACCAGUUUGAGUAUGACGGCUGUGACAAUUGUGAUGCAUACCUACAGAUGAAGGGUAACCGAGAGAUGGUAUAUGACUGCACCAGCUCCUCCUUUGAUGGAAUCAUUGCCAUGAUGAGUCCAGAAGACAGCUGGGUUUCCAAGUGGCAGCGAGUCAGUAACUUUAAGCCAGGUGUGUAUGCGGUGUCAGUCACUGGUCGCCUGCCUCAAGGAAUCGUGCGGGAGCUGAAAAGUCGAGGAGUGGCCUACAAAUCCAGAGACACGGCUAUAAAGACUUAGCAAGAUGCAGGGCAGCCGGCACCUUUGCUCGCCACCGCUUGUCUCUGCUUAUUUUCUGUUGUGGAAGUAAACAGGCAGAACUUCAAAUAUUCCCACUCUUCGACUCAGACUCAGCAGACUCUUGAGAGCAGCACAUCAUUUCCCCGGGCCCAUUCACUGUCUUUGGACUGCUGCUGGGGGUGGGAGGGGUUUGGGUUGGUGGAUCAACAGAGACUGAAUGGAGAGUAGGAUGCUGAUUUUCCUACCCAAGGCCAGGACUCUGGGUCAAAUGCCAAUAAACACAAACCCCUGCGUAUUUUUUAAGACGUAUUUAUUUGGAA